Molecule: messenger RNA, 2712 nt
Organism: Octopus sinensis (East Asian common octopus)
Lineage: Eukaryota; Metazoa; Mollusca; Cephalopoda; Octopoda; Octopodidae
Product: heat shock 70 kDa protein 4
Exons: 2
Coding region: 16-2604 (862 amino acids)
Biological process (GO): protein folding
Cellular component (GO): nucleus; cytosol
Molecular function (GO): ATP binding; ATP-dependent protein folding chaperone
Source: RefSeq, a predicted model, not a curated record
AAAUGGUAACGACGAAUGAAAAGCCUUCUCUUUAGAAGUAAAAUCGACAAUUUUUUUUUCGAGACAUUUCCAUCUCAUUCCGGACAAGUUAUGUCUGUUGUGGGAAUUGAUUUUGGAACUCAAUCCUGCUACAUUGCUGUAGCCAGGACUGGGGGCAUUGAGACUAUAGACAAUGAUUACAGUGAUCGGUGUACACCAAAUUAUGUGUCCUUUGGAGAAAAUGUUCGAGCAAUGGGGAAUUCUGCUAAGAAUCAGUGUAUCACAAAUUUUAGGAAUACAAUCUAUUCUUACAAGGAAUUACUUGGAAGACCUUAUUCUGAUGAACAAGUGAAAAUAGUACAAGAGAAAGUUCCCUAUAAGAUCACUGAAAAUAAAGGUCAGACACUUGUAGAAGUUCAGUACAGACGGGAAACUAACCAAUAUACUCCUUUGCAAAUCACAGCUAUGAUGUUGAUGAAACUGAAAGAAACUGCAGAAGUAGCCCUGAAAGCCAAAGUUGUUGAUUGCGUUGUAUCUGUACCAGCAACAUAUACCGAUAUGCAAAGAAGAGCCAUGUUAGAUGCAUGUCAGACAGUUAACUUGAAUUGUCUACGUAUUAUGAAUGAUACAACUGCCACAGCUUUAGCAUAUGGAAUCUAUAAGCAAGAUCUACCUGAAGAAACUGAAAGUAGGCGUGUUGUAGUUUUUGUGGAUAUGGGCUAUGCACAUUUACAAGUUUCAGCUUGUGCUUUUAAUAAGGGAAAACUUAAAAUGUUAGGCAUUUCAAAAGGAAAUGUUGGAGGCCGUGAUUUUGACAGUGUAAUUGUGGAUCAUUUUGUUUCAGAAUUUAAAAAACAGUACAAAGUUGAUGCCAGUACAAACAAAAAAGCUCUGAUUCGUCUAACACAUGAAUGUGAAAAGUUAAAAAAGCAAUUGAGUGUAAACAUCAAACCAUCACCAUUCAAUCUAGAAUGUUUUAUGGAUGAUAAAGAUGUUUCUGGUAAACUUGAUCGUCCAACUUUUGAAGAGAUGUGUUGUCCGCUUUUACAUGUGGUAGAAAACACCUUUAAGACACUGCUGAAUAAUUGUGAUCUCAAACCAUCAGAUUUGCAUUCUGUUGAAAUAGUUGGUGGUGCAUCACGUAUUCAUUCUGUAAAAAAGUUGGUGAAAUCAGUAUUUGGCAUUGAACCGAGCACGACUAUGAAUGCUGAUGAAGUUGUAGCAAGAGGAUGUGCAUUACAAUGUGCCAUUUUGUCACCUACAUUCCUUGUUAGAGAUUUUACUAUUUUAGAUUGCCAACCCUAUGGUAUCACAGUAUCAUGUGACACUAAAGAUGAUGAAUCAAAGCAUGAAAUUUUUCCAAAGUUUCAUCCCAUACCAUUUUCAAAGAUGCUGAGUUUCUACCGCAAGGAACCAUUCCAAAUAAAUAGUUAUUACUCACCAACAGACCAAGUCUCUGAUUCCCACAAAUUCAUAGGCUCAUUUAAAGUAAAAGAUGUUGUCCCACAGGCUAAUGGUGAGAAAUCUAAGCUGAAAAUCAAAUUAAGAGUUAAUAUCCAUGGUAUAUUCACUGUUGCUUCGGCUUCUUUAGUUGAGAAAAUUACUGCUGACGAAACUAUAGAGAUGGAAGUUGAUAAGAAAGGUAAAAAAAAUGAAGAGUCAAAUGAGGAACUGUCCAACUCUAAUAACAAAAAUGAAGCAGAAACAGAGCAGUCAUCAAAAAUGGACCAAGAAGAAGAAAUGAACACUGAUAAUAAUAAUAAAGAUGUACCAAUUGAAAAUGGCAAUUUAAAAUCUGAUUCAGCUAAUGAAGAAAUUAAAGAACAAGCAAAUAAAAAGUCCAAAAAAGUGAAACUGAUAGACUUACCUAUAGAAGCAAAUGUACCUCAAUUAUCAAAAGAGGAAUUAAAUAUUUAUAUUGAGAAAGAAAACCAGAUGAAAGCGCAAGACAAACUAGAAAAUGAGAGAGCUGAUGCAAAAAAUGCUGUGGAGGAGUAUGUGUAUGAAAUCAGAGAUAAAAUCUAUGGUCCCUUAGAGAAGUUUAUCAAAGAAGAUCAACGUAGUCAGUUAAGUGAAAUGCUAGAUGCAACUGAGAAUUGGCUUUAUGAAGAGGGAGAAGAUCAGAAAAAACAAGUAUAUAUUGAUAAAUUAGCUAAAUUGAAAGAAUUUGGACAGCCUAUUCUUAAUCGCUAUCAUGAAAGUCAAGAGCGGCCAUUAGCAUUUAAUGAGUUAGGAAGCUUAAUGCAAAGUUUGGAUAAAGCUGUAGAUUUAUAUCAACAAAAGGAUGAAAAGUAUAACCAUCUAGAAGAGUCAGAAAUAGAAAUUAUUGUGAAGGAAGUGAAAGAAAAACGCAGCUGGUUUGAUCACCAUCAAAAUUUGCAAAACCAACUUCAACUUUAUGAAGAUCCUAUUGUUACUGUAUCUCAGAUUAUUGUUCAGAAGCGAUCAUUAGAGUCUGCAUGUUAUCCUAUUCUGAAUAAACCAAAGCCCAAAGUGGAAGCAGCACCCCCUCCACCUAAAGAAGAGACUACUACUUCAGAAGAAUCAGUUACUGAGGACAUGGAAACAAAGCCUGAAAAGACAGAACAAACUCAGAAAACAGAUGAGAAAAUGGAAGUAGAUUAAAAAGCUGGUCUUAUUGAAAGAAAAAAAAAUUAAUCAUUUAAAAUAACCAAAGUGAAAAGAAAUUGAAAAUUUCUAUAAAGAAUAUCCAUUAAAGGUAUUUGCAAAAUA